This is a messenger RNA of Erigeron canadensis, 2760 nucleotides long. Its product is annotated as WD repeat-containing protein 44-like. The record is from RefSeq and is a predicted model, not a curated record. Bases 1 to 2463 code for a protein of 820 amino acids. The transcript has 7 exons. NCBI's taxonomy places the organism in Eukaryota, Viridiplantae, Streptophyta, Magnoliopsida, Asterales, Asteraceae. Gene Ontology annotation, molecular function: protein binding.
AUGAACACACAGCCCAUUAAAGAAGAAACCCAAGAAUGUUUUUAUGACUCUCUUGAUCGCUUACUUUCUUCUGCAAAUUCUUCUUGUUCUUCAUCAGAUUAUGAAUUUGAAGAUGAUUGUGUAAGUAACUGUAAUUAUAAUAAUAUUUGUUAUAAUAAUGAUGAUGAUGAUGAUACUUGUAUUGAUGAUGAUUUAUUGAGAGUACCUAAGUUUCCAAUGGGUGUUGUUAAUAAUUAUGAUGUUUGGAUUUCGCAACCGGGUUCUGUCGAUGAACGACGAAUGCGGUUGUUAAGACAAAUGGGAUUGAGUAGUAGUAGUAUUAGUGGUACUAGUAAGGUUUUUAGAUCAAAAUCCGUUGAUCAUGAACAAUGUAGUAGAUUUGAAAGUGCUAAUGAUUCUUAUUCGUGUGAUGGAAUGUUUAAACCCGUUAUCGAUAUAGAAAAUAUUACUCGAGAUGUUCGUGUUAGUGAAGAAAUUACAAAAUGUGAUAAUUUGGAUGAUGAUGAUGGUGGGGUUUGUAGGAUUAAGAAUCUUGAUAAUGGAAAAGAGUUUGUAGUGGAUGAGGUAAGAGAGGAUGGGAUGUGUGGGAAGGUUAAGGAAGUUGAGACGGGGAAACGGUUAACGCUCGAAGAGUUUGAAAUGUGUAUUGGGCGUUCGCCUAUUGUUCAAGAGCUAAUGAGACGGCAAAAUGUGGAAAGUGAGAAGGAUGGCGAUUUAGGUGAUGGAAACGAUGGUGGGGACGGAUGUAAGUUGAAAAAGAAAGGCGGGUCGGGUUGGUUGAAGAGUAUUAAGAAUGUAGCUAGUUCGGUUGCAGGGUAUAAGGAGAGAAGAAGUAGCGAUGAUAGAGAUACAGCGUCAGAAAGAGGUGGAAGGAGGUCUAGUUCUGCGACGGAUGAUAGUCAAGAUGUUUCAUUUCAUGGUCCAGAGAGAGUACGUGUUAGGCAUUAUGGGAAAUCUUGCAAGGAUCUAACGGCUUUGUAUAAAAACCAGGAGAUACAAGCUCAUAAAGGGUCGAUUUGGACUAUUAAGUUUAGUUUGGAUGGAAAGUAUCUUGCUAGUGCUGGUGAGGAUUGUCUUAUUCAUAUAUGGCAAGUUGUGACCACGGAGAGAAAAGGUAAUCUUUUAUUUGAUAAACAAGAAGAUGUGAAUUUGAACGUGUUGUUGUCAAAUGGGUCACCAGAGCCGGGUCUGGCAUCUCCAAAUCUGGAUAACCGAAUUGAAAAGAAGAAAAGAGGAAGGUUGUCAAUAAGUCGGAAGUCUACAAGCUUGGACCAUGUUGUGGUUCCAGAGACUAUGUUUGCACUCUCAGAAAAACCUUUCUGUUCCUUCAAAGGACACAUAGAUGAUGUGCUUGACCUGUCCUGGUCCAAAUCUCAGCAUUUGCUGUCAUCGUCUAUGGACAAAACCGUUCGGUUGUGGCAGUUGUCUAGCAAGUCAUGCUUAAAGAUAUUCUCUCACAACGACUAUGUAACUUGCAUCCAGUUCAAUCCUGUUGAUGAUAGAUACUUCAUUAGUGGAUCACUAGAUGCUAAAGUUCGCAUAUGGAGCAUUCCUGAUCAUCAAGUUGUUGAUUGGAAUGAUAUGCAUGAGAUGGUCACUGCUGCUUGCUAUACACCCGAUGGUCAGGCUGCAAUAGUUGGCUCUUACAAGGGCAGCUGCUUCUUAUACAACACAACUGAAAAUAAGUUACAGCAGAAGAGUCAUAUCGACCUACAGAACAAAAAGAAGAAGGCACGCCAUAAAAAGAUCACCGGUUUCCAGUUUGCUCCAGGUACUACAUCAGAAGUUCUCAUUACAUCUGCCGAUUCACGAAUACGUGUUGUUGACGGUGUUGACUUGGUUCACAAGUUUAAAGGAUUUCGCAACACAAAUAGGCAAAUCUCUGCUUCUGUGACAGCUAAUGGUAGAUAUGUGGUUUGUGCUAGUGAGGAUUCUCAAGUAUAUGUUUGGAAACACGAAGGUGAUUCCCGGGCUAGCAGAAACAAAGGUGUAACCGUUACUCAAUCCUACGAGCAUUUCCACUGUCAAGACAUAGCAGUGGCCAUUCCAUGGCCUGGUAAAAGUGACACUUCUUCGGAUUUCCAGGACAGGUGUUCUGAAGAACAAGAUAGGCUUAGUGAGGACCACUUAGAUGAGAUGUCACCGGUGAACCAUCCUCCAACGCCUGCAGAUGAAAUCCAUGACAAAGAUAGUUUUCCCCUACCAUCUGGCUGUACUAGUAGUAGCCCAUUUCACGGAAUCAUUUCUAGUGCAAGUAAUGGUUAUUUCUUUGAUAGGUUUUCAGCUACAUGGCCAGAGGAAAAACUUGUUUCGGCGACAAAGAACCCAAGCAGAUAUGUGAGUGCUGAUUUCACCAAUAGGUUGAGUCCAAGUAAAUCUGGCUGGGGUAUGGUCAUUGUAACGGCUGGGCUUCGUGGAGAAAUUAGAAUUUUUCAGAAUUUUGGAUUGCCGGUUCGAAUAUAGUGGGGCUAAAUUAGUUCCAAGGCAAAUGCCCUGCAGAUUUGUAUAGAAGUUUUCUUGAUUUGUAAUAUUAGCGUAUAUGGUUCAAAAAGAAUUAGAGUUGAUCAGGAGAAAGAAAAGAGAAGUGAAGAAACAAAAGAGAUUGAAGAUUUCAGAUUAGUAGAGAAAUUGUAGAGUUAACAGGAUGACUAAAAAGAAGAUUGUGAUUAUACAGUUGAUUGUCAUUUUUUUUGGUUGCCAAUUCAUUCAUGUGUAUCAAUCGAUACUAUGCAAUGGUGUAUAAAGUCAAUUGUUUUUCAA